Messenger RNA from Maudiozyma barnettii, 504 nucleotides. RefSeq lists its product as uncharacterized. Gene Ontology annotation, biological process: regulation of translational initiation. The record is from RefSeq and is a predicted model, not a curated record. The coding region runs from base 1 to 504 and encodes 167 amino acids. Lineage: Eukaryota; Fungi; Ascomycota; Saccharomycetes; Saccharomycetales; Saccharomycetaceae. The transcript has a single exon. Gene Ontology annotation, cellular component: cytoplasm.
AUGAAUAAAUUGAGUAAGGUGUGUAGAUAUUAUAGCAACGUCAUGAAAGGAUGGAAUGAAUCUGAGAUAUUAAUUGACAGAAAAUCGAAAUUUCAAGGUCGAAGCUGUGCAGUGACUGAUCAAUCUAAUGUUCCGAAGUUAUUAGACGAACUCAUUCAAAAUAACAAGAGUGUCUCGAAAGCGUCACAUAUGCAUAUGUAUGCAUGGAGAACUGGAGAUAUUACGAAAAAGAUUGACAAGGAUACCAAAAAAAGCUCGAAUCGCAGCAAGAAACAAAAUAAAGAGGAUCCUGUCAGUAUACAAAAUAUACAACAAGGUUGUGCAGAUUGUGGAGAGUCAGCUGCUGGUCAGCGACUUUUGACACUAUUGGAGAGAGCAAAUGUAGUCAAUGUUUUGGUAAUCGUUACUAGAUGGUAUGGAGGUACUCCUUUAGGAUCUGCACGAUUCAGACAUAUUUCAUCUGUUGCAGUUGAAAGUUUGAAAAAUGGCGGAUUUCUUCCUUAA